Messenger RNA from Linum trigynum, 2652 nucleotides. NCBI's taxonomy places the organism in Eukaryota, Viridiplantae, Streptophyta, Magnoliopsida, Malpighiales, Linaceae. The record is from the annotation of a GenBank genome assembly.
AUAGCAAUUUGCUUGGCGGCAAAUAGCCGUUCACAUUUUAAGAGGCAAAUAUAUUAUGUCAUGUGUCGCUAAAACUGGAUUUUCUGUUUUUGUUCUGGCGCAGAUAUUCCGGAUCAUGGGAGUGUGGAUGGCUGUCGUAGCACGCGCCGCCGUGGGGCCCAGCUCGCGGUGGCGAAUUAUCUUCGGGGUGGGCAGUGUCCCGCCGUUCGUCAUGGGAAUCGGCAUGCUACUGCUGCCGGAUUCCCCAAGCUGGCUAAUCGUGAACGGAUGGGUCGCCGAUACCGCGUACGUCCUCAAAAUAACCUCUUCACCACUCGAGGUCAAGAAAAGAAUGAAAUUCCUAGCAAAGGCCGCGGAGAUCCCAGGCAGGGCGAUCCGCAGGAAUGUGGUCUAUUCCCCAAUUCCCGAUGACACAGACACGUGCGGGAAAACGUUCCGCAACCCUAACAACCUCAAACUCCUCAAACCAAUCUUCGCGUCCAUCCUCGCUCUCCAUUUCUUCCAGCAGGCCGUCGGUGUAGACGUCAUCACCUACGACACAAUUUUGAAGUUCGGCAUCUCGGACCCGUUCGGCCCAAGGGCGUACCUACUGGGCCAGAUCCCUUUCAUCUGCGGGAGCCUGCUUCCGCUUUUCGUCCCAUUGGUCGUGUCCGACGUGGUGGGCCGCAAAACGCUCAUUCUCUGCAGCAUGGCUGCGGUGGGAGUGUCGUUGCUCGCGAUGAACGUGCUCUGGUGGCCGGGAACUCCAAAAUCCUCAUCGGCCGGACGACUGCCACCGCCACACUGUACAAGUGGAGCUCGGUGUUGUUUCUAGCGUCGUUUUCGAUGGGCCUGGGGCCCAUGACUUGGGUCCACACGUCCGAGGGCUUCCCUUUUAAGAUCAGAGCCCAGCUUUUUGGGGUGAUGAUGACGUUCGACCAGAUGGUCAGCCUUGGGCUAAGCAAGACUAGAGUCGUCCUGGACACAAAGGUGAAGGGAGUUCCGAAUCUGUUUUUCGCCAUUAUCUUUGGUAUAUCUACGAUUGGGAUAUUGGUGUGUUUGAAAUGUAUCAAAGAAACAAACAAUCAGUCUCUCGAAGAAAUCGAUCUGCUGAUGGGCAAGAAGGUGGAGGAAGUAGAAGCACGAGAUCAGGAACAAGUAGUUGGGGCGGGCAUCAUUAAUGUCGAGUUAGUUCCGUUAGCUGAGCCCACUGUGUAAGUGGUUGUUGGGAAACUCGUCUUACUAAAUAAAGGAAGCACUAAUUAAUCAAGUUGUAGAAAUGCGUGGCAUCGAAGUGAAUCAUAAUACAACUAUUUACUUGAUUAAUUGCCCUGUGAUUGUGACAUGGAACAAUAUUAAUAAUGCCAAUAAUUAGUAAUAACCUCGUACGAGGACGAGGACCCUUUGUCUCGAUCGUCGUUUAACCCCACAUGUUUGACAGCUGUCUGUGAUUUCACAUCAAGGUAAUUAUAUAAGUAGUUUUGCUACAAAAACAAAAAGUUUCAUUUUGAUUGUGCACAUUCUGAUAAUUUAGGCAUGAAUUGAAGUUGUUGCUUCUAAGGUUAAUGAACUUCAGCUCCAUGGCCCUCUUUCCAUCAACGAUACCAUCAUUUCUUCCGGCUUGGAGAGAAUUAGGGUAUGACACAAAGCUUAGUGAUUGUAUGAAAGUUCUAUCUCAUGCGGUGUUUUGGUAUAUUUGGAAAGAGAGAAACAACCGAAUUUUUAGGAAUACCGAAUCAUCCUCAGUUGAGGUUUGCCACAAGAUUCGUCAUGCGAUUGGGAGAUGGCUUCGAGCUUUCAACCUUAUCUCAGAUCAGUUCUUUCAGGAAUGGGCGAGGAUUGGAGCUGGCUAACAGUUUGUUCUUUUUCUUUUGCUUCUUCGUGUUUUUUUUUUCCUCGAGACUUGUUCGGAUUUGCUCGUUUUGAGGGUUUUGAUUUUGGGUUUUGUUUUCUUUUCUUUUUAUUGUUCUCACGUUGGACCCCCUUCCUUUUUUUCCUUUGUCUUUGUCUUUGUCUGUAAGUUUCAAUGCCAUUUUUUUGGCAGUCUCCAUUCAUUUUUGCAAUAAAAAUUUCUUAUCAUCAUUCAUAAAAAAUAAAAAUAAAUAAAAACUGAUACUAAAAAAAAUAAAAAAAACUAUAUGCUGGCAACAUUUCUGAAUAGGGAACACUAGGGAUAGCAACAAAAUCCGAACCCACGGGUACCCACCCGACCCAACCCGGUCAACACGGGUUUUACCCGUGUUGACGGGUUUUGGAUCGGGUUUGGGUUUAAACCCGCUACACUAUUCAUUAGGUUGGGUUUGGGUUUAGGUAAACCCGACCCAUGGGUACCCGCCCACACCCAUAUAAUUAAUUUUUCCGGGUUAUUUGCAAUAUAUCUUUCUUAAAUAACUAAUCUUCUUUAUGUUUGUGGAGACAUGUCUAAUUUAUUCUUUCAAAUUGUGUACAAUGAAGUUGAUAUUAUGGAGUGGAGAGUGAAGAAGUUUAGUUGACAAGGAGGAAGGAGCUUUCAAUUAAUCAUGUUGUUUAUAGAUGUUUAUCUUUAAUUUGAACAAUUUGUAUUGAUAAUUUCGGGUUUGCUUGUAUGCUCUAGAUUAGUGUUUUUUGUAAGGAUAAUUUUUAUGAGAAAAUUGAUGUUAGAUUUUUAUUUUGAAAGAAAUUUGUUAUUGUAAA